Molecule: messenger RNA, 940 nt
Organism: Ipomoea triloba (trilobed morning glory)
Lineage: Eukaryota; Viridiplantae; Streptophyta; Magnoliopsida; Solanales; Convolvulaceae
Product: caffeoyl-CoA O-methyltransferase-like
Exons: 4
Coding region: 87-773 (228 amino acids)
Molecular function (GO): O-methyltransferase activity; S-adenosylmethionine-dependent methyltransferase activity
Source: RefSeq, a predicted model, not a curated record
CAGCAAUACUUGUCAAUUCCCAUCCUUCAUCCAAAAAAGAAAAACACCUAGAAAGCAUUAGAAAUAUCAAACUAGAAACAGAGAAAAUGGCAACCAAUGGAGAAGCUGGCAGACACCAAGAAGUUGGACACAAGAGUCUCUUGCAAAGUGAUGCUCUUUACCAGUAUAUUCUUGAAACUAGUGUGUACCCAAGAGAGCCAGAAGCCAUGAAAGAGCUCCGGGAGAUAACAGCAAAUCACCCUUGGAACAUCAUGACAACCUCUGCUGAUGAAGGCCAGUUCUUGAACAUGCUUCUGAAGCUCAUCAAUGCCAAAAACACCAUGGAGAUUGGCGUCUACACUGGCUACUCUCUUCUCGCCACUGCCCUUGCUCUCCCUCAUGACGGCAAGAUUUUGGCAAUGGAUAUCAACCGCGAAAACUACGAGAUUGAAUUCAAGGAAGGCCCUGCACUUCCUGUUCUUGAUCAAAUGAUCCAAGAUGGAAAAUACCAGGGCUCGUAUGAUUUUAUCUUCGUGGAUGCGGACAAGGACAACUACUUGAACUAUCACAAGAGGCUUAUCGAUUUGGUUAAGGUUGGUGGACUGAUUGGAUACGACAACACGUUGUGGAAUGGAUCGGUGGUGGCGCCGGCAGAUGCACCGUUGAGGAAGUACGUACGCUACUACAGAGAUUUCGUGUUAGAGCUCAACAAAGAAUUGGCUGCUGAUCCAAGAAUUGAGAUUUGUCAACUUCCCGUCGGAGAUGGGAUCACCCUCUGCCGCCGUGUCUACUAAAUCUUUAACUUCAUCGCCCCCGUUACGCUCAUCUCUUAUUGUUUCAUUACUUGAGUUUCCUCUGUAAUUUUCACCCUUUUCAAUUCGAUCUGUGGGUUAACAAUUGUAUUGCCAAAAUUGAACUUCGACCUUAUUACAAUAUAUAAAUUUAGCAAAUCAAGUGCAUA